Messenger RNA from Acanthosepion pharaonis, 627 nucleotides. NCBI's taxonomy places the organism in Eukaryota, Metazoa, Mollusca, Cephalopoda, Sepiida, Sepiidae. The record is from the annotation of a GenBank genome assembly.
AUGUUCGUUUCAAUUCUUUCUCUAACCUCUAAAUUUUCUUUCUCUCGCUCUCUCUCUCAGCGUUUUUCUCUCUUUUCGUAUAAUCGUAUUUGUUUUCUCUCUCGUUCUCACUCUGUCAUUGUUUCUCUCUCUCUCUCGUUCUCACUCUGUCAUUGUUUCUCUCUCUCUCUCUCGUUCUCACUCUGUCAUUGUUUCUCUCUCUCUCUCUCGUUCUCACUCUGUCAUUGUUUCUCUCUCUCUCUCUCGUUCUCACUCUGUCAUUGUUUCUCUCUCUCUUUCGUUCUCGCUCUGAGAUUUUCACGCACUCGUUCACCGUCACUUCCUUUCUGUCUCAAUCACUCUCAUUCUCUAAUUAAGUUACUCACUAUCAUUAACUCGCUCGCUCAUUCAGUCUCUCUCGUUAACUCGCUCUCUCGCACGCAUUUUCUCUCUAUGAUUUUUUUUUAUUUUUCUUUCUCUUUCUUUUGUUUAUUCUUUUCCAUCUCUCUUUACCUUUUUCUGUCAUUUUCUUCUCUUCACUUUUCUCAUUCCCUUUUUAUUUUUGCACCACUUUUCCAAUCUCUUCUUUUCUUUGUCUUCUCCUUUCUUUGCUUUCUUUCCCCAUUCCUUUUCGCCUCACCCUUUUAA